Cotesia congregata is the source of this 2962-nucleotide messenger RNA. NCBI's taxonomy places the organism in Eukaryota, Metazoa, Arthropoda, Insecta, Hymenoptera, Braconidae. The record is from the annotation of a GenBank genome assembly.
UGAGUUUUUGUUCUUUCCGUGUAAAAGUAAAUUUGAUUAUACGAUAAUGAAUAGCUCCAAUAAUCGUAAAAAUCAUUGCAAUAAUUUAUUAUUUGUUUAUGCUAUUUCGACAGUAUUUUUUACUGUAAGCUUUUUUUUAUUUGGUUUUUUUCCAUUAAACUCUUUAAAAGAUAAUGAUAAAUUAGCAUCUAUGAAUGAUUUACCAAAAUCUAUCAACAAAACUUUGUUGAAUUCGAAUAUUUUGUACAAGCCGCUAGUCAAAAAAAUUGUCAUUAUGAUUAUUGAUUCAUUAAGAUGGGAUUUUGUUUCUACUAAAAGCGAUAGAAUACAUAAUACAAUGAUUUUUACAAAUCGACUAUUGGAAAAAAACUUUGGAAGAUUGCUCCAAGUUAAAGUCAACAACCCAACCGUAACAAUGCCAAGAAUAAAGGCCAUAACAACAGGGAGUGUUUCUAAUUAUAUAGAUGUUAUUUUAAAUCUUGGCGAAACACGAGUAUCCAGUGAUAAUAUAUUAUUACAAGCUAAAAAUCAUGGCCACAAAUUGAUAUUUUAUGGUGAUGAUACGUGGUUACAAAUGUUUACUAAUAUAUUUCAUCGUUCUGAGGGAACUAGCUCAUUUUUCGUAAAUGAUUUUGUGCAAGUAGAUAAUAAUGUUACUCGUAACAUUUAUAGUGAAUUGGAAAAUAAUAAUGAUUGGUCAAUAAUGAUUCUUCAUUAUUUGGGGCUCGAUCAUAUUGGUCACGUUUAUGGCCCUAAAAGUCCAUUAAUUCAAUCAAAACUUGAAGAAAUGGAUAAAAUUAUUGAGGAUAUAUCAUCUAAAGUAAUCGAAUGGAAUAAACAAAAUGUUGAAUCUUUAUUUAUUAUUUGCGGUGAUCAUGGUAUGAAAAAUUCUGGAGGACAUGGUGGAGCAACUCCUGAAGAAACUUUGGUUCCUUUGAUAAUUAUUGGCGGAAAUUACAAUGAAAAUCAUAAUAAUUUAAACUACAAAAUGAUAAAUCAAAUUGAUCAAAUUGAUAUAACGACGACUUUAGCUGUUAUACUGGGACUACCUUUACCAUAUUUAAAUAUUGGAGUCGUAUCUUUAAAUAUGAUCAAUUAUAAUCUAUCAUCGGCUCAAAAACUUUAUAUUCUUUAUUAUAAUGGUAGACAAGUACUCAAUCAUUUUAAAAAAUUAUCAAACUUUCAUUCGAAACAAUGUUAUUUGAAUUAUUUAAAAGCCGUCAAGUUACAUAAUGAAUGGAUUAAUUCUUCCAACAAUGAAAGUAAUUUUGAUAAUACUGUUUCCGAGAAAAUUAUUACAUUAUACCUCGAGUCUUUAAAAGAUAUGAAAAAUUUACUAGUUCAAAGUAUCAUUCAAUACAAUAUUUCAUUAAUAACUAUAGCCAUUGUAUUAACAAUUCAAGUUUUUUUCAUCAUUAUUAAUUUUAAUAAUUCGAUCAAUAAAGUAUUUCUAUUAAAAAAGUUUUUUUACUAUUGGUCAUUUUCAGUCGCAUCAUGGUUUUCAUUAAAUUAUAUACUCAUCAAUUUUAUAAAUGAUAUUGAAAAUUCUUUAAAAUUUAACGACUUACCAAUAGCUUUUAUUUUAAUUAUUUUUAUACUAUUUAAUUUAAAUGUUUAUUUAAUGUGUACAAGAACCGUUUUCCCAUUUAAAUUAUCAAUAUUUUGGACUAGUAGUAAAUUUUCAUGUUCAUUUUCAAUUUUUAUGCUAUAUUUGGCUGUUGGGCUGCAUGCUGCAAGUUUAGGUAGCAGUAGUUUUAUUGAAGAAGAACAUCAAACAUGGUAUUUUUACUGGACAACAUCCCUUGUAAUUAUACUAAUUUAUUGUAUCAAACAAAGGUCAAAAAAUAUUACAAAAGAAAAUAGCAACAAUAUAAAAAUUAUAUUUUUGCUUAUUUUACAUCGAUUUUUGAGAAAAUUGAAUAGUACUGGAAAUAAAUAUGCUAAUUUACCCGACAUUUCUGGAUGGUUGAAAGAAUCUAAAUAUUCUGAUAUUUACAUGACCUUAUUCGUAAUAAUUGCUCUUGGAUUAAUUCUCUAUGUUCUACUAUUUAUAGUUAAAAAUGAUGAAAAAAAUAAAUUGAAGCAGAAAAAAGAUAAGUUACUUUUUUAUUCUUUCACAUUGCUCUGUAUAUAUUUACGUCAUGCAUCAGAAAAAAACAUCUAUACAUUGCCUUUUUAUCCUCAAUCUAGAGGUAUACGCGAAGUUGAAAUAUUUUGGGUUGUUUGUACAUUCUAUUUAAUAUAUUCUAUAAAAAAUAUUAUUUUUUAUCCAAAAAAUACUUACAAAAUUCUAAUAAAUCAAUUGUUCUAUUUGUCAUUACAAUAUUGGAUUAUUAUAUCGGCCAUACUACACCGACCUUAUAACAUAAUAUUGUUACCAAUUCAAUUAAUAACUCAAAUUAUUAUCAGUAAUUUUUUAAUAAAUACUACAGAUAAUCUAAAGGUUUUAACAUUUACAAGUUAUUGUAUAGGCAAUGUUUUUUAUUUUUACCAGGGUAACUCCAAUAGUUUGGCAACUAUUGAUGUCGCUGCAAGUUGUGUUGGUUUAGAAACUUACAGAAUUUACAUUGCUGCGUUAUUUAUAUGUAUAAAUACAUUUUCAUCACCUGUUUUAGCUUACUUAAUAUUAGUAUUUAAAAUUACAUUGGAUGAUACUUCAAAUACGAUAGAAUUCUUCCAAAAAGUACAUUUCGUUAAUCGUCAAUAUGCAAUAUUUAAAUUAUUUUCGUUUAUAACAUACACAAUCAUAAUAAGUAUUGAAAGACAUCAUUUGUUUGUAUGGUCAGUUUUUGCUCCAAAGUUAUUGUACGAAACGGCGCACUGUGUUGUAAUUUUUUCUAUCAUAUAUUUUGUUGAAAUUGCCAUUAUAAUAACUUGGCUUAUUGAAAAUAAUGGUGGUAAUAAUAACAAUACUGAUAAUGCUUGGGUAAAUGAAAGUGUUACAAUACAACACAACCAAAAU